Molecule: messenger RNA, 2081 nt
Organism: Nicotiana attenuata
Lineage: Eukaryota; Viridiplantae; Streptophyta; Magnoliopsida; Solanales; Solanaceae
Product: actin-related protein 4
Exons: 20
Coding region: 89-1396 (435 amino acids)
Biological process (GO): regulation of transcription by RNA polymerase II
Cellular component (GO): NuA4 histone acetyltransferase complex; SWI/SNF complex
Molecular function (GO): chromatin binding
Source: RefSeq, a predicted model, not a curated record
CAAAAACCCAGCUAAAGCCCUCGCGACUUGUAUAGAGAAUUUCACUGAAGCAGCAAACAAUCAAUCUCCAAAUUCGAAUCACUGAAUCAUGUACGGCGGUGAUGAAGUAUCAGCAAUUGUGAUAGAUUUGGGUAGCCAUACUUGCAAAGCUGGUUACGCUGGUGAAGAUGCUCCUAAAGCCGUUUUCCCUUCUGUUGUUGGAUCAGUUGAUCAAAUGGAAGUUGAUAAUCCUGAUAAUCCGGAGGAUAAUUCCGGAUCUGCUCCUGACUCUAAAUCAAAGGGGAAGCGGAGAUUGUAUGUUGGAUCUCAAGCCUUGGGAUUUCGCCGUGAUCUCAUGGAGGUGCUAUCGCCCAUCAAGGAUGGGAUGGUUGUGGACUGGGAUAUUGUAGAGAACAUAUGGGACCAUGCUUUCAGGGAAUGCUUACUGAUCGAUCCAAAGGAGCAUCCGAUGUUACUUGCCGAGCCUUGUUCGAACACUCAGCAGCAGAGGGAAAAGGCUGCAGAGAUAAUGUUUGAAAAGUACCAAGUUCCUGCAUUGUUUUUGGCCAAAAAUGCUGUUCUCACAUCUUUUGCAUCAGGACGUGCAACUUCUUUGGUCGUUGACAGUGGUGGAGGAUCGACUACUGUUGCUCCUGUUCAUGAUGGAUAUGUUCUUCAAAAGGCGGUUGCUACAUCUCCUAUUGGGGGAGAAAUUCUUACCGAUUGCUUGAUAAAAAGUUUGGAACAGAAAGGCAUUACGAUAAAGCCUCGGUACUCAUUCAAGCGGAAGGAGAUCCGUCCAGGAGAAUUUCAGACAGUAGACCUUGACUUCCCUGAUACAACAGAGAGUUACAAACUGUAUUGCCAGAGAGCGAUUGCAAGUGACAUAAAAGAAUGCGUCUCGCGAGCCCCAGAUACUCCAUAUGAUGACAGUUCAUAUUCAAACAUUCCAACGACGUCUUAUGAGCUACCUGACGGGCAAACGAUAGAAGUCGGAGCGGAUAGAUUCAAGAUUCCUGAUAUUAUUUUCAAUCCAUCAUUAGUUCAGACUAUCCCCGGUAUGGAAAGUUUUGCUGAGACUGCUGCUUCUCUUCGUGGUCUAUCACAAAUGGUUAUCGAGAGCAUAAACAAGUGCGAUGUGGAUAUCCGAAGAGAACUUUUUAGUAGUAUAUUGCUUGCUGGGGGGACAGCAUCGAUGCAGCAACUCAAAGAACGUCUGGAAAAGGACUUGCUAGAGGAGUCUCCUCAAGCAGCGAGAGUCAAAGUGCUGGCUAGUGGAAAUGCUACAGAAAGGAGAUUCAGUGUUUGGAUAGGGGGCAGCAUAUUGGCAUCUCUUGGUUCCUUUCAACAAAUGUGGUUUUCGAAGUCCGAGUACGAAGAGCACGGGGCAUCUUAUGUUCAAAGAAAAUGUCCGUAAGAUGAUUGCUUGCCGUUCUGUUAUAUUUUGGUGGAAAGCACUGUAUCUAUUUGACUAGCAUCAAGCAAAGAUGUUUUUCCAAGUGGACUUGCUCUGCUCAAGUCUUGUAUCAUUAGGAAUCUGUAUCACUGCAUACCAUUGUUCUGUAAUGCAUUGGUAGUACCAGUGUACAUCCAUAUCGGACUUGCACCGAUGACUAACGUAGUAGGAAUCAGAGUGACGUGCUAUUUGUGUCUGGCUGUUAGCUGUACCACUACUGAAGCUGUUCAAUGAAAAUGCUAGAUUAAACACCUUGUGCUUGCUAAGACCUUGUUUGGCAACUAAGUGGACAAAGACCCCUUUGUAACACUUGGAAGUUUACCGAGAGAACACCGACGAUGGGUCAAUCACGGCGUUCUUAUGUCUAAAGGUUGAAAAUUGGCUACCUCAAGUGAUGAAGCAAGAAGUUCUAGCAAAAUCCAAUCAAGCAGUGAAAUGAUUGUAUGAUAUCUCAGACAAAAGUUGGUCUCAUUCGCUUUUUCGAGGAUGCAGUGUGUAUUGUGAUCGCUUGUUGGGUCGAAUCUUCUCUAGAGGAAGAAACAGAACGUUAGGUGGUUUAGGCAUGAGAGAUCCCACAGCUAAUAUGACCAUGAUCUUGUUUAAAGACAAUUAAAAAUUUGGUUAAAAAGAUUUUCGUAAAUUCUCA